This is a messenger RNA of Exophiala spinifera, 981 nucleotides long. RefSeq lists its product as uncharacterized. The transcript has 2 exons. Gene Ontology annotation, cellular component: cytoplasm. Lineage: Eukaryota; Fungi; Ascomycota; Eurotiomycetes; Chaetothyriales; Herpotrichiellaceae. The record is from RefSeq and is a predicted model, not a curated record. The coding region runs from base 1 to 981 and encodes 326 amino acids.
AUGGAGGCGCACGUUCAGCGUCUUGUCGACAAGACAUGGGAGAAGUUCUCCGACUGUGACCUUUCUCAACGGCUCCUCAUCGCCGUCGCAGGGAUCCCUGGGAGCGGCAAAACCACGCUGGCGGCAUCGGUCGCGCGCGGGCUGAACAAAGCCUACCGGCAAUCCCGGCACGCGCAGUUCCCCAACAGCCCCGAGUCGGACACGUCGUGGCCGGACAUCGCGAUCGUGGUGCCGCUGGACGGCUUCCACCUGACGCGCAGACAGCUCUCCGCGAUGCCGAACGCCGAGGAGGCCAUAUUCCGGCGCGGGGCGGCCUUCACGUUCGACGCUGACGGCUACCUCGACCUCGUGGCGCGGGUGCGCCGGCCCAUCACGCCCGAGACGCCGACCGUGUACGCGCCCAGCUUCGACCACGCCGUCAAGGACCCCGUGGCCGACGACGUGGCGAUCCCGCCCACGGCGCGCAUCGUGCUCUUCGAGGGCCUGUACACGGCGCUGGACGCCGACGCGUGGCGCGACGCCCAUCGGCUGAUGGACGACGUGUGGUUCGUCGACGCCGACAUCGAGACCGCCACGCAGCGCGUCGCCGCCCGCAACUUCGCCGCCGGCAUCACCGACACGUUCGAGAAGAGCCUCGAGCGCACAGAGGCGAGCGACAUGCGCAACGCCCGCGAGAUCCUGGAGAAAAGGCUCCCCGCGAACGAAGUCGUCCCCAGCGUCGAGGACGAGGCGUGGGCGAGGAGCAAAGAACUGGUGCGCGUCGACGGUCAACUUCAGGGAGUGGAUGUCGUCGUCGACGACGACGACGACCAAUUGCGAGGACAGGUACAAAACAACAACAACAACAACAGCGGUCACGGUGACGGCAAUCACGAGGCCGACGCCGACGACGACGAGUCCGUAUCAGAAGAGUUCAGACAACAGAGAAUGAUGAGGAUGGACAGCAUUGCUGCGUUGGCGGCCGAUGGCGUUGGUAUGUAG